GUGUCAGAUCUGUGCUUCUUGUUUUGAGAUUUCAAGGGUUCAAAAGGAAAUUUCGAAUUUUUGUGGAGUUAUCAAUCAAUGUUAUCUUAAAUCGUCGUAUUGGAUCUGACCUUUAAUAUAAAAUAUAAUAUAAUAAUCGUCAUUGAGAUGGCUUUCAAUACGGGAUUAUUGGUUUUAACAAAUUUCAAACAAGUAGGCUCUGUUUUAUCCUCUGUUCAGCAACAGGUGUCUAGGAUCUUGUAUAUACAAUUUUUGAAUGCAUUAUCUGAAAAUACAAGCAAUAUCCAAAAUAAUUUGGUCCCGUCCUUAUCCAAAUAUAGUCGAGAGAUUCAUGGGAUUUACUCUCAGGCAGCCAGACACUGUAAAACUUUAGAUGUUAGAGUCCUUCUCUCUGGUCUCAAAUAUGAUAAAUCUGUAAUUAAAACACAGUCCCCAAUAGAUGUUGUCAUAUUUGAUAAAAGGUUCAAUGAGACUGAAGUCGUUAGUUUCCUGAAUAAGAGGGUCAGUACAUUAACUAGAAAUUACAAAAUUUUAACUUUGGACAAUGUACCCGAACAUAACCUAGGAAUGAACGUUGAAGGGCUAACGGAGAAUGUAGAGAAUAAAAUAUUCAAACAUGGGGUCAUUGGAGGUACUUUUGAUAGGAUGCAUUCCGCUCACAAGUUAUUAUUGAGCGAAUUGGCUUUGAGAUCAGACUCUAAGAUGACAAUAGGCAUUACGGAUGAUGAAAUGAUCAAAGGAAAAAUUCUCAGUGAACUCAUUGAAAACCUCCAUACAAGAGUGGAUAAUGUGAGAAGUUUCAUGACCGACAUAUGUCCAGAAGUUCCCUGUGAUAUUGUUCCUAUUUCUGAUCCAUUCGGGCCUUCCAUUGUUGAUCCCACAAUGGAUAUGUUGGUUGUUAGUCGGGAAACUCUUAGGGGUGGUCAGAAAGUCAAUGAAGUUCGUGCAUCGAGAAACCUAUCUCAGCUCUAUGUUCACCCUGUCGAGUUGUUAGAAGAACCCGAAAGUGGUCCUGAGGAAGAAAAAAAAAUUAGUUCCAGUACUAUGAGGAUGAGGUUAUUAGGAACGCUCUUGAAACCUGUGGUAAUCAACACUAGAAUUCCAGCGAGGCCCUAUGUUAUCGGAUUAACAGGAGGGAUUGCUAGUGGAAAAUCUGGAGUUUCUGGUUGGUUGAAAGAGCUGGGGGCUCUGAUUAUAGACGCAGACAAAAUUGGACAUGGGAUUUAUGCGAAAGGCAAACCUUGUCAUAAGCUGUUGGUUGAUAAAUUUGGGGAUAGAAUUUUAGCGGAUGAUGGAGAGAUUGAUAGGAAAAAAUUGGGGGCUAUCGUGUUCAGAGAUAGAAAUGAACUUGAGAAACUGAACAGCACAGUUUGGCCAGAGAUGUUGAAGGACAUUCUAGAAAAAGUGAAGAAUGCGACCGAAGAUGUAAUUGUGAUUGAUGCAGCCAUUUUGCUACAGGCCGAUUGGCAAAAUCACUGUCAUGAGGUUUGGACAACUGUCAUACCCAAAGAUGAAGCUGUCAAACGUCUCAUUGAACGGAAUAACCUCAACGAGGAACAGGCCUUGCUGAGAAUUCAAGCACAACCCUUGAAUUCGUCAUACGUAGAGGCUGCAAAUGUCGUGUUUUGUACAUUAUGGAGCACGGAAUACACAAGGCAGCAAGUUCAUCGAGCAUGGAAAUUAUUGCAGGAUCGAAUGGAGGUUCCACAAAACAAAAAUGAGGCUUGCUCGUAAAAUCGAAACAGUAGGACCAAAGAUAUUGUUUAUAUGUUUUUAUACAAAAUAUUUUUGUUGUAUUGUUGCUAUUGAAUUUUAUAAGAUCGUUAGUGUUGAUUAAAACUGAUAUUUUUAAGUAA
Molecule: messenger RNA, 1856 nt
Organism: Coccinella septempunctata (seven-spotted ladybird)
Lineage: Eukaryota; Metazoa; Arthropoda; Insecta; Coleoptera; Coccinellidae
Gene: Ppat-Dpck
Product: bifunctional coenzyme A synthase
Exons: 7
Coding region: 148-1734 (528 amino acids)
Biological process (GO): coenzyme A biosynthetic process
Molecular function (GO): dephospho-CoA kinase activity; ATP binding
Source: RefSeq, a predicted model, not a curated record